Loxodonta africana (African savanna elephant) is the source of this 5877-nucleotide messenger RNA. It is a transcript of the gene C18H17orf114, whose product is annotated as chromosome 18 C17orf114 homolog. The record is from RefSeq and is a predicted model, not a curated record. Lineage: Eukaryota; Metazoa; Chordata; Mammalia; Proboscidea; Elephantidae. The coding region runs from base 2814 to 3416 and encodes 200 amino acids. The transcript is spliced from 2 exons.
GGCGUCCGCUGCCUCCCGUCCCGGGCCGGCAACGAACUACCUCGGGCCUGGCCCAGCCAGUGUUUGUAGAUAGAAGGAGUAAAAGACCCGAGCGAUGGUGGCUACAAAUUAAUUCAGGUAUGCAUGCUUGCAUUCACUGAUCCAUGCUUUCACCCAGUCACCAAAUAUUAUUGCGCACCUGCUUCCUGCCAGGCACUGAGCGGACGGACAGUAGUGAGCAAGACAGCCGCCGAACCUGCUCUCCCGGAACUUACAACCUAGGACCAAACAGGAAAAUCCUCAUGUCCUAAAAGACAAGAUAUUUCAGUAUCCAUAAGAAGUCAGAUUUCUUUAUCCUUUUGAUGGACAUUUAGGUUGUUUCUAGUUUCUGUUAUGAGUAAAGGUCCUAUGACCAUUCCUGUACAUGUCUUUGUGUGGAUAUAUGUUUUCAUUUCCCUUGGGAGUGGAGUUGCCAGCUCAUGUAAUAAAUUUAUGUUUAACUUUAUGAGGAGCUGCCAAACUGUUUUCCAAAAUGGUUGUUCUAUUUUACAUUUCCAAAAUCAACGUGGGAUAGUUGGAGUUUCUGGGGAUCUCCCAGACUUGAUCAUGUCCGUCUUCUUAACAUGAGUUAGCCAUUCUAAUAGGUGCAAAGUGGUAUGUUGUGGUUUAAUUUGCAUUUCUCUGAUGGUUAGUAACCUUGACAAUCUUUUCAUGUGCUUAUUGGCCGUUUGUAUAUCUUCUUGUGUUAAGUGUCCAAGUCUUUUGGCAAUUUUUUUUUAAAUCCCAUUAUUUGUCUUAUUGAAUUGUAAGAGUUCUUUAUAUAUUUUGGAUACAAGUUCUUUAUCAGACUUCUCUAUUGCAAAUAUUUUCUCUCAGAAUGUGUCUUGUCUUUUCAUUUUCUUAAUAAUGGUGCCUUUUGAAGAGCAGAAAAUUUUAAUUUUGGUGAAUUUGCAUCAUAUUCUAACAGCAGAAUAUUGUUGUUAAUUGCCUUCCUGUUGAAUCCUAAUCGUGGUGACCUCAUGUAUGCAGAGUCGAACUGCUCCACAGGGUUUUCAAGGCUGUGACCUUCCAGAAGCAGGCUGCCAGGCCCGAGGCACCUCUGGGUCAAUUCUAACUGCCACCCUUUUGACUAGUAGUCAAACGCUUAACUGUUUGCGCCACCCAGGGACUCCAGUAGAAUAUUACCCAGCAAUAAAAAUGAACAAAUCAUCAAAUGAUACAGCCAAGUUGAAAAACAGUUUGGCAAUUCCUCCAAGUAUUACACAUAGUUACCAUAUGACCCAGCAAGUCCAUUCCUGGGUAAAUACCCAAGAAAAUUGUAAACAUUAUGCUAAGUGAAGGCCGCAUAUUAUAUGAUCCAUUAAUAUGAAAUGUCCUACAUAGGCAGAAAGAAGAUUAGUGGUUACCAAGGGCUGGCGGGAGGGGGAGUGGGGAGUGAUUGCUAAGGUAUAUGCGGCUUCUUUUGGGGGUGAUGAAAAUAGGAUAAAAUUAAUGAUGAUAAUUGUACAACUCUGUGAAUAUACUAAUGUAUACUUUUGUUAAUGUUUAAUACACACAACAACAUGAAUGAAUUUUAAAAAUAUGCUGAAAGAAGCUGUUCACAAAAGAGUAAUACGAUAUGAUUCAAUUUACCUGAAGUUCUAAAACAGGCAAAAACAAUCAGUGGUGAUACAAAUCUGAUCAGUAGUUACUUGGUACAAAACCCCAAAAACUAAACUCGCUUGCUGUGGGGUCAAUUCCGACUCACAGUGACCCUAGAAGACAGGAUAGAACUGCUCCAUUGGGUUUCCAAGGAGCGGCUGGUAGAUUCAAAACUGCCAACCUUUUGGUUAGCAGUUGAGCUCUUAACCGCUGUGCCACCAGGGCUCCUUCUUGGUACAGGGAAUGGGGAAAGGAGUGACUGUAAAGGGGCACAUGGAGUCCAUGGGUGGUGCAAACUUUUAACCCACUCGGCUGCUAACUGAAAGGUUGAAGGUUCAAGAAUACCCAGAGGCUCCUCAAGAGAAAAACUGUUGAAAACCGAUGCGGCACAGUUCUAGUCUGACACACACAGGAUCACUAUGAGUCAGAAUCAACUAUACAGCAGCUGUUUUUUUUUUUUUUUUCUUUUUAAGUAACUUGUUAAUACUCAUGGAACCAUACACUUAAUAUGUAUGCAUUAAAUUGUAUGUAAAUUCUUCCUUCCGUAAAGUUAACUUAAAAAACAGAAAGCAAACAGAUUUCUGUGUAAAUUAGGCAGUACGGUAUAGUCAGCAGUGGCUCCCGACCUUCCCCAUAUCAUGGCACCCUUAGGGUGCCAGCUUUACUUGAAAGCAUUUAGAGUUCCUGGGUGGGGUGCUCCGGACCCAAGGAUCCCAGCCAAGUCUCUGGUCGCCCCAGACCUGGCUGAGGGGAUCAGUGCCUGCCAGGGACAUGCUGCUUGGGAAGCCCUGUGAGGUGGUCAACACAGGGUACUCUCGGGUCAGACUGGCCUCUGUUCAUAAAUGCCUGUAUGACCUUGCAUAAGCCAGCUAAUCUCUCAGUGCCUUCCUUUCCUCAUCUGUAAAAUCAGGACGGCAAUAACACUUACCUCAAAAGAUCGUGCACAUGAUUAAAUGAGAUAGCAUGUAAAAGUCCCUAGCUUCUACCUGGCAGAGCGUAAUUAAUCAAUGACAACUAUCUUCAUAAAAGGGGACAAGAGCUGUCAGACCAUUUAAUGAGAACAUAACAUUUCUCUGGCUGGUAAAGUUUCUUGUUUGAGUUAUCCUAACAAAAAAAAGAGAGAGAGAGAGACUAAAGUUUUACAUCUUGGGCAGCCCAAGUUCUCAUUCUAAAAUACAAAUGAGCCCCCAGCAAUGUCCAGUCUGGCACCAGAAGUGUCUGGAAUUGCUGUACUGAAUUUUCAUUGCAUCUGUCACAGCACUUUUGUGUCUGUCUCUACAGUGCUACCCCUGCCAACAUCCUCCUGCUUCUCCAAGGGGAUCAGAGAGAACCCCACAAUUAGAAGAGUGCAAAAAGAUAGCAGUAGAAUGGGGGUAUCUUCCACCCCAUUCCUCCUCCCUCCUCUCUCCCUUCUGUCCCCUGGCGCCUAUAAUCACCAGGCCGGUCUGAGGCUAAGUGGUAGUUUGCCCUUGAUGGGGGGGCCUGGAAACCACACCCCUCACCCAGGAGCCCUCCUGGCCAUUCCCACCAUCGCGGUCUCCUCCAUUGCUGAGAUGGGUCUGAAGGGGGCAUGGUGCUUCCCAUGGUGUGGGUGCCGGAGACAGCGGAGGACUGAAAGAGGAGCAGGCCUCGAUCCAGCUGCCCCUGCAGAUCCCAGCCCACCCACGGCCCCCAUGGUGGCUGAGGGCGGGAUACCCUCCCCAGAGGCUCCUGGUGCCUACUUCAGCAGGAAAGCCAGACUCUCCUUCCGCCACCAGCUGCACGACAUAGCAUCAGCCAAUGACUCCACCAUUUGAAGGGGACAACCAGGGCUGAACCUCCAGGAGACCUUGGCAACCCUCCUUCCCCUACUCCUCAGCCAUCCCAGUGUCUAGCUCCCCCCCUUCAUGACUGUCUCAUGAAAUACAUUUGGAGUUGCCAAGUGUGUGUGUAUGUGCCUGUGUGGGGAAGCAGGGAGUCCACGGGGGCCAAGGCACAAGACAGGGGCUGGGUUAUGGGGCUGAAGUGGCAAGUGCACCAUAGGGUGGGGUGGGCACAGAGGAGCUGGUGAAUAUGAGGCAGCAGAUCUAAUGCAGAGCCCAGAUGUGGUUAGCAGGAGGUAAGAGUUUACUAAAAUCAAGCUUCAGAGUUGGGUGUGGUGCAGCGGUUUGGGGAGGUUGGGGGCUGGGCAUUUCAGCAGAUGGUACUAGGGAGCAUAUAUAUUCAUUCCAUAAAUAUCAGUGUCUACUCCUUGCUAGGCAAUGAGGAUAUACUAGUGAACUAGGGAGAAAGAGUUCUCUCCUUGCUGAGCUUACUUCCCGGCAGGGAGAGGUAGACAAUAAACAAGUAAAUAAAUAAGCAUAAUACUAGACAGCGAUGUGUGCUGCGGUAAAGAAAAUUAAAUAGGGUAAGAUGAGGGUAGGAGCCCUGGUGGUGCAAUGCUUAAAGUGCUCGGCUGCUUCAACCCAUCAGCAGGUCCGAUGGAGAAAAGGCCUGGUGAUCUGCUCCGGUAAAGAUUAACAACCUAGGAAACCCUAUGGGGCGGUUCUGCUCUGUUCUGUGAGGUUGUGAUGAGUCCGAAACAACUGGAUGGUACGCAGCAGUGUGAGAGUGUGUGGGGGCGAAGGGUGGAGCUUCAUUUCCAGUGGUCAGGAAGGGCCUUCCUGAUGAGGUGACAUUUGAGCUGAGUCCUGAGCGAUGAGUCAGCCAUGUGGAAAUUGGGGGAAUCGGGGAACAACAGUCCCACUAAGAAAAAAGAGCAAGUUUAAGUGCAAAGACCCUGAGGUUUUAGGAACAGAAAAGCCAGUGAGUCCUGUCAAGAUUGAGGGGAACUUCCAGGCCAUGGUAAGAAGCUAAAACAUUAUUUUCUAGGUGGAUUGGUAAGCCACUGAAGAAUGUUAAACAGGAAAACAACAUGAUCUCACUUAGGUUUAAGAGAGAUCACUGGUUGCUGUGUGGGGAAAGGACUGGAGAAGGGCAAAUGUGGAAGCAGGCCAUUUAGGAGGUUGUCUUCAUCCAGGUGAAAGAUGGUCAGGAAGCAGCGUGGAGACAGUGAGAGUUAGAUUCUGGGUAGUGCCAACAAUUAAUGCACUCGGCUUCUACUCAAAAGGUUGGAGGUUUGAGUCCACCCAGAGGCACCUUGGAAGAAAAGUCCUGGCAAUAUACUUGCAAAAAAUUAGCCACUGAAAAUCCUGUAGAGCACAAUUCUACAGACACACAUGGGAUUACUAUGAAUUAGAGUCAACUCCACAGCAGCUAGGUUUUAGAUAUACUUUUAUUAGAGUUUCCAGGACUUACUGUGAGAUUGAAUAUGGAGUGUAAAAGAGGAAUCCAAGAUGAUGCCUUGGGAGAGGGAGAACCGGGAGAACAGGUUUUGGAAGGAAAAUCAAAAGUAUUGCAUUGGUUAUUUUAAGUUUAAGAUACAUGUCUCUGUUUUUUACUUAAUCCAGGCCCUCUCCACCUCCUUAGGACCUUAGAAGCCUCCUGUCUACCUUCCAAAAGCCUCCACGGUGAUUUCACUCUAGAACAAGCUUCCCACAGUUCCCUGAUUCAUAGGCUGGAGAAGCGACUGAGGGAAAUUGAGAAUGUUAGUCACUGUCAUGGAGCACUACUGAGCUCCUUUAGGUCCCUGGCUUGAAUGGGGACAGGUUUGGAGGGGCCAGAGUCCACCCUCAGCCUCCCUUUCAAGGGGCUGAAGAUUACCUUACCAUCACACCCGCCACAGGAAUGGUGGCUGCCCUCUUCUACCCAAAGUUCAUCUUCAACUCCAUCGGCAGAAAGGGUCCCCCUUUCUCCCAAGUCAAGGAAGCUGUUCUGCUGCUCUUGACUGUAAGAUGAGGUGACAGAGGUGAGUGUGGAGAGAGUGGACCAUGAGGCUAGGUCAGAGGCGACCUGGAGUCUUUCUGGCCUUAAGGCCAGUAGCCACCCAUGAUGACUGGCAGGAAGCAGGCUGAGGGCAGGUGACCCCCGUCUCAGGAUUCUGAGAUCCACCUCAGGCUUGAACAGAAGGGGGUGGAUCAUUCAUUGGUAGCAACCAUACUCUGGUGGCACAAGGACGUGGAUAUGGCAGGGCAAAGGAAGUAUGGGAAAAGGUGGUCUGGAGAAAGGCUUGAAAACUACCCGUCCAGAGGCUUAGUGGAGAAUGGGCCUUCAUAAACUUUUGUAUUCUUUCUGACUCUCUCCAAGCUCAAUGUAGUAGUCUGCACAAACAGGAGUGGGCCAGACCAAGUUCAGGCUUAAGGUCAAGAAAAGAAUCCCAAGUCACACAGAUUCUGACAA